Messenger RNA from Homalodisca vitripennis (glassy-winged sharpshooter), 792 nucleotides. RefSeq lists its product as uncharacterized. The record is from RefSeq and is a predicted model, not a curated record. The transcript has a single exon. The coding region runs from base 1 to 792 and encodes 263 amino acids. NCBI's taxonomy places the organism in Eukaryota, Metazoa, Arthropoda, Insecta, Hemiptera, Cicadellidae.
AUGAAGAUUUGCACCGCUGAAGAUGCUGUACUCCUUCAGAACGAUCUCACACAAGUAGAUGUAUGGUCUCAAGCUAACUCAAUGACUGUCAACUUUAACAAGUCCAGCUGCAUCACUUUCAACCGCAAUAAGUCUCCAGUCUUACACACCUACUCAAUCAGAGGUCAUGCACUUCAUAGAAGCUUAUCUGUCAAGGAUCUUGGUGUGACUUUAUCAUCUAAUCUAUCUUGGGAACUUCACAUCAGAAAUAUAUGCAAUAUGGCUGCUCGCAACUUGGGCUUGAUACUGAGACUCACCAAGCCCUUUAACGACAUUCACUCAUUGAAGAUUUUGUACUAUGCACAUGUCAGACCCCAUCUCGAGUACUGCAGCGUCGUUUGGUCACCGCACCAACACUACCUUGUGGAUGAUAUUGAGAAGAUACAGAGACGUUUCUUGCGACUUGUUGGGGUUCUUGUUGAUUAUAGAUACACAGAGGUCCCCAUACAAGAUAUUGCUACUUUCCUGAACAUACCAUCACUCAGUUCUAGACACUGUAUUCAGGAUGUGAUGUUUCUCUACCGUUUGAUCAACGCUGAGUUGGACUGCCCUGACCUUCUAGAAAAAAUCAACUUCAAGGCAUCAUUUGGAACCAGAGCCAUGAAUUCUUUCACCAAGGUCGCAGCUUCCUCCUCUUAUGCAGCAAAUGGCCCAAUGCUGAGGAUUCAGCGGCUAGGGAACAACAUUCCAUCCACCCUCGACAUCUUUAUCGCAUCCAAAUCUGCAAUCAAAAGCCAGCUUGCAUCACUGUAG